UGGUGUCGUUCGGUUCGUAGUUCUUCUCUAUUUCAAUUUUCUAUAUAUUCACACAUAUACCAAAAUAUAUAUCUCCACCAAAAGUCUCAGAGAAUUUUUUCUUCUCAUCGCCACCACUUUAAUCCAUCUAUCCAAGCCUAGAAGUAUCUCUUUCUUUCGCGAUACAUCCGAAACUUUAUUUCCUGAUACUUUUGAAUCUGUUCUUCUCCUCCGACAAAAAAACGUGUGAGCGCUGGACAGAGAAAAGGGUGGACAAGAACCCGGAAUUUCCUCUCCAAAGUGCUGAGAAAAUCAGUUUGGGUGGUCAUUUCCACUGGGUUAAAGACUUUUAUUUGUGUCUCAGAGAAAGGUUUCUCUUGAGCCAAUACAAGUGUGAAUAGUGAUUGAGACACUCUUUGAAGAAUUCACCAGAAGAAAGACACUAAAAGCAAUAAAAGUAUCGACCAGAAAGCAAUAAAAUUCGAGUGAAUCGUCUGUGAAGAGUGUUUGUUUGAGGAACAAGACAGAGCAAAAAGAAGAGCUGUGGUGAAAUUGAUCCAGGGAAUUCGUGAAUCCCCAGGAAAUUCGAUGGACGCAAAGGUAGACAUUCGAUCCCAGUGCAGCAAAAAGAGUGCCGUCAAAAGCCCAUGGCAGAGUUCACUUAUUCACCAUGAGACCAUCCUUCGGCUCCUGCCAACUCUAAUCUGGACGACAAGUGAUAUGGCUGACAGAGUGCCUGGCCAGUAAGAGAGACGACACAAUUUCCCAUUGCUAUAAGGUAUCAACAUAGCGCGAUUUCAUACAAGAUAUUGAGCGCGCCUUUGCUAUAAGAUCACUGUAGAAUGCCACGGUGUUUGAUGGCCAAAAAAUGGAAAGCCUAUCCGUGGCCUGAUCGCGAGGAGCCGGCUGCAGACGUGGAGGAAGAGGAGGAGAUUGAGAUUGAUGUUGUGGGCGAUUCGCCGGCUGCAGUGGCAUCGUCGUCUGUGACGACCACCGGGAAGACCACUGUCGCUGUGGUGGCCUCCUGCUGGGGACCCUCGUCACCCACGGCUGGCGCCACGGCCCCCAGUCCGCCCCCGCACUCGCCGGAAGCAACUCGUGGCUCCACGAUUCUCUACAAUGGUUAUGGGCACGACAUUUCACCAAUGCAUUUCACAGCGUACCUGCCCAGAAUCGAUCACGAAGUCACUGUUAUAACGACGCCGGUGCAUGGGCAGCAAGCUACCACGUCCGCCACAUCCUAUGUCACUCUGCAGGCGCCGGUGGCCAGCUCGAGUGCCGCCGAGCAGCCGCCGCCGGCCACUCCGCCGCGGAAGUCCCUCGCAAUGUGCUUCACCAGCACAGGCGCGGCCCUAUCGCUACCGCCGAAGAAGAAGGACAUUUACAGGCCGUACUCGCUGGACGACAGGCCACAGCCGCCCAUGCCGCCGCGUACUUAUGAGAUGCGAAUCCCUGCCGAGGAGGAUUUGCACGCCGCGCACGCCAUUCUGGACUUAAGCGCCUCCACGGCCUUCCUGCCGCCGCCGACCGCUGCGGAAGUGCUCCAGCCGCCCCCAAAGACUCCCCUGCCCCAAACUACUGUACCUGACAGCGCCCCACAACCCGACGACGACGCCCUCAAAUCACCCUCCUCCAAGACCGUGGCCUACACGUACGAGGCCUUCUUCGUGAGCGACGGCCGCUCGAAGCGCAAGAACGGCGUCGAAGUCGUGCCAGACGUAAAGACCAAGUACACGUGCACGGAGUGUGGGAAGCAGUACGCGACGUCCAGCAAUCUGUCACGCCACAAGCAGACCCAUCGCAGCCUGGACUCGCAGUCGGCGAAGAAGUGCCACACGUGCGGCAAGGCGUACGUGUCCAUGCCGGCGCUGGCCAUGCACGUGCUCACGCACAAGCUGAGCCACAGCUGCGGCGUGUGCGGCAAGCUCUUCUCGCGGCCGUGGCUCCUGCAGGGCCACCUGCGCUCCCACACCGGCGAGAAGCCCUACGGCUGCGCGCACUGCGGCAAGGCCUUCGCCGACCGCUCCAACCUGCGCGCCCACAUGCAGACGCACUCCGCGGACAAGAACUUCGAGUGCUCGCGCUGCCACAAGACCUUCGCGCUCAAGUCCUAUCUCAACAAGCACCUCGAGUCGGCGUGCUUCAAGGAUGACGCAGCCAGCGGGUUCGCCGAGGAGCCGACGGACGCCAAGGCGGCGGCUAGUGUGGUCAUCGUGAACAGUGCUCCGCGCGUGCAACAGCUAGCCUCGUUCGCGGGGUAACGAACAGGUAAACACUGACGAUGAUUUCCUGCCCACAGAGAGACAUUCAGCAGAACUCGGCGCCAAAUCGCGGUAUUUUAGAGCAUUUUGUGAGAUUGUUGUACAUAUUCAACCAUGAUAUUGUACCUUGUGCCCUUCCUCAAUUUCUCAGUACACGUGUUUUUUUUUGUAUGAUGACAACGACGCUUGCACGUGAGAUUCACCAAGUCAAGCCGUUUUGGAAUGAAAUCGCUUUCACUUAGUAAAGUCAUAAAGGUUAGUAGUCGUGAAUUCGGGACAGAUUGAAGUCCUGUUUUUUUUUUAAAUACAAGCUUUUGCGCCACCCUCAGAGGUUCGGUGCCAAGUCAAGAGUCAUUUAGUCAUUAGAAAUGAAAAAAAUCAUAGUGAGAGCAUUUAGUUGUGAGAUUAGGUAGAUUUUACAAGGAAAGAACACGUAGGCGCUAAGUCAGAUGCUAUAUUUGAUGAAUAAAGAAGAAACAUGAAAUCACGAUACGUCCAAAACCCCCUGAAGUAAAAUUCAAUUAAUAGUGAUUAAAGGCUCUCUAAGAAGUUAAAUGAACAAAAAACUAUGAAUGGGUUUUCUCUAACAUAUGAUUUCUCCCCUUUGUGGAACUUCCUCGUAUCUAAAGCUCUAAGAUUGUAAGUUGUUAGUGAAGGAGGAAGUCACUGUAGCUACUAAGAACUUUUCUCUAGUCGUUAUUAAAAUUUUAAGCUAGUAUUUAACGAAAUUUCCCAUUGUCACUUUUCUCUUAGCUGUACUUAGAAACUUUGAAAGGUGAAGAGUCUCACUUAGAGGAAAACCCCCGGAACGCUCCUUUUGCCUCCUGGAGAAUCCUCAUGAAGAAAAAAUUACACUCAAUGUGAGACAUAAUCGCGAUAAUUAAGAUUUAAGCUUUAUAAAAUAUUCAAACUUUUUCAAUGAAUUAUCCAUUCAUGGUUCAACAACGAACGAAAAGCAACGUUUCGAAGACAACGAAAAUUAGCGUUUUAAUAUGAAAUUGAAGUUAUAUAACUAAAUAGCAAAUGAAGACACCAAAGAAAGCUCUGAAUAAGAACGCCCAAUGAUCCACAAGCAUUAAAAAAAGUAACUCCUAAAGCAUAAGCAAUGUUGAGCAUCUGUAGCACUUAAGAAUGGAAGUGUAGAGAGAGUUGAGUGUGUGAGGUGGUAUUUUUGAUUUCCAGAGUCCACACGAAACCAUCUUUUCGCAUUGAUGAAACUGUAGGGAUUUGAGAAAUGAGCGCGCCCAAUUGGUAAAUGAUUGCAUGAAUUGAAAGUAGAUUAUCUCAUGGGAGCAUUAACAUUUCCUCGAGAGCUUUUUUGUCGCUGUAUUACCUUCCAAUUGCAGAAGCACCAUCGACACGCUUCACUAAUCACAAAUCGCGAUGACAUCGAUAUCAUCAAUCAUUGCAGUUUUUUGAGUCGGGAAGGGAGGUUGUUUUUCCGCCCACGGUUCACCCACUCCAGGGAAAUUUGGCCUCUUCUUCGCUGGGUUGUGUAUAUGGUGAAAAGUUGUUGAUCAUUUUUUGAUUGCGCCUCAUCGUCAUCACUCUCCACCCUAGCUCUUUUUUGCCAUCAGCACACCAUCAUUUGUCAAUAUAAAAUGACGCAAAAAUGUUGAUCCCCUUUCGAGGGCCUUCCCCGGAAAAUUUCCAUCAGCAACACAGUGACGGUGAAGAUAUAUUUGUGAGAACUGCGCGCGAGUGUGAAUAUUUUACAAUGAAUCGUCGAUGUAAAUUAAGGAUUAGCGAGUAAUUCAUAGUCAGUAGAUGAGACACACACGUCACUUUUAAGAGGAUGACAAGGAAUUCGCGAUAUGAGCACACAAGAACUCUCUUUCUCUCACUGUCACUUUAUAGAGAAAUCAUUGAGCUUUCAACCCAUCCUCAUGAAACAUGGAGAAGAAAUAGUGAAUAACGAUUGUAACUUUAGAGGAAAAAAUGCCCACAGAAACUAGUUCAGUCCCAACGUCCAUUUAGCCUAUUGAAGAAGUUGAAGACGAGUGAAAGAAAUGUGGCCAUGGCCGGAGCUUCAAUGCUUCGUUGUUCAUUACUAUUUUAAGACAGCUGAGAAGGGCUUUCGAGGCUGACUGAGCAGCUGAUCUAAAUUAUGGCCGACUAGCUUCAUCGAAUAUACAUAUAAUUUCCGAGAGCUUUUCGCAAUGUAUGUAUGUACUUUCUAAUAAUGAACUUCAUGCAAAACAUUCAGCAAAAAAUUAAAUUGUGCUAUACUCUUUCAAUUUCCUCUUCAAAGCAUUGAGCUUUCGCACUUGAUCUGUUGCUUUUUCUCUUCUAAGUCUGCACUAUAGGAAAGAAGGAAGAAAAUCUACUAGAGAUUUUAGACUUAGGAAUAAUACUAUAACAUAGAAUUAGUGAUUAAAAUGUAGAACAUUCUAAACUAUACACAGUAAGGCGAAUGCGUGAGUUUGAUGUGUGGGAUUUCCAUUAUAAUUUCCAAUCAUUUUUUUCUGUCUAUAUUUUCCAAACUUUGGUCCUCUUGAGGCUAAUACUUUUGGCACGAGAAAAAGGGUUGCGGUGCAAUAGUUAGUGAGGAAAUUAGCGCGUGAUUCUUUCCAGAUCACACAGAAGGUAGGUUUUCUGUAUGGUUGUAUAGGGUGGAAAAUAAAUAUUAGCAUUGAGAGAGUGAGCACCGUACGAGUCUCUGUGUCCAUAAAUAACACAUGAAUUAAGCAGUUGAGAGUACAUUCUAGUCACAAAUUAUGGUCGCACUGACGUCAAAGCAGAUAUUUGCUCUCAAUGGCAAUUAAGAGAGCUUAUGAUAUGAGAAAUUAUUAUUGUUUUCCUUUGCGCGCAGAGAGAAAAUUGGUGGGAAGGACUUAUUUAAGGAUAGAAAUUAAAUUUAUUUAGACGAAAAUUUAUGGUCACACACGGAGAAUGUUUCGCGCACGGAACAUUUUUUCAUGACCUCAUACAGUGGCGAAAAACCAAAAAAGAAUAAGUGAAAUUGUACCAUAAUAUAAAACGUAGCGCUUGGAAAUUAAUGUCUUGGGUAAUUUUUCUUGAUAUUCUCAUUUUUCUGGCAGUUUAUUGAGACAAUAAAAUUUCUUAUUAAUUGUACCAUGAAAAUACUCAAACUAUUAUACAACUCGAGUGUGCAAGUUGAUGAGAAAAUGCAAUGAGUAAAUGAGUGUGUUCUCAGAAAAAUAUCUUCGCAAACACUGUGUUUAGAAACUCAUUCAAAGUAUCCUUAUGCAUGAAUAAUUGUUUAGAUGCGUGUGCUGAUAAAAGAGAAACAUUCUCUUGAACAUAUAUAUUUUACCUAAUUAAUAACUUUAGCAGAUGACGCAAUUGAAAUGUGAUGAGAUUUGAACUCGAAAGUUCGUGAUAAGCGGAAGUGGCAGGUUCGAAUCCCAUCGCGGUGACUGUUUUUUAAGCCUUCUUUUCACCAUACCUGUGCACGAGAGGGUUUUUCUCAUCACUGCCUCGUGACAUCACUUAUUCAUUUGACCCUUCACCCUUUGACAUGACUCUAUCGCCAGGGGGUGAGUUUUGAGAGGCCGAUGGAAAAUUGUGAUUGGGUGACAUGUUUGUUGAAAUGGAAAAUUCAACUCGAAGCACACUUUCCACGAUGCACACACACAUACACUCCAAUUAAUCCUGUGCAAAUAAAACACUCGUGUUGGAUUUAAUUACCGACAGCAGGCGGCAAGUGGGUGGCAAUGAAUUCAAUGUUCAAAUGGGAUAGCAAUUUUCCCUUUCAUGUUCAACGCCAAUGCUAUUCUCAUGGAUGGGUGUGUGCAUCAAAACAUUCACACGUCUGGACUGGCACGCAAAAAUGCCUUCCACGAUUUACUAUGCACUUCAAGGGCGACAGCCUGUGAAAUUUCCUUUCUCAACACUUGAAAUUCAUGCAAUUGUAGCUUAUUUAUAUAAUAUUCAUCACAACGAAAGUCAAUUAAAAAUCCUCAAUUGAAGUCCUCGACCUUAAAGCUUAAAUCUAUUGCCGUUCCUUUCGAACUCUUAUCUCCAUUGAGUUACUAAUAUAUUUAUCUAGAAGAAAAGAAAAUCUCUAAUGGUAUAACAUUGAUAAAUGAAAGUCCCAAAAGCGUCAAUUUUUUAUGUAAACAAAAAAUCGUCAUAUGAAGGAGUAUUAAUUGCAAAAAAGUCACUAUAUAUUGAAUUAUUCAGAGAAUGAACAAGAGAGAGAGAGAAAUAUAUGAAUAAAUUUGAGAGCAAGUAUAAAUGAUAGCAUCAUGAUAAUUCAAUUAAUUUAACAUUAAUGGCAGAGUGGGUGAAACUGCCCCGACAUUAAAGUUAAUAUUUAUAAUUAAUAAAAGUGAGUGUGAUUGAUAUAUAAAGAAAAUGGAAUAAGUGAGCAAUUAAAUAAAUAGCAAUAUUGUAUUCGAAAGAAAGAAAAAAAAUUGUUUCUUUAUUAAACUUUGGGAGGAAAGAUAAGGUGAGGUUAUAACGUUAAAGUCUUAUUCGGCAGGCAAUAAAGUGAUGAAGUUUUAUCAGAGAUGCAGGCAAUUCGAGGUGAAAGUCACUUUUAUUGUAGCUUAACAUGUAAGAGAAAAAAUACCCUCUUUAGACGCCCAGAAGAAAUUGUAGAAAUAUUAUAGUCUUUAGAGAUUAUUAACGACAAACACUGUGAUUGUAAGUCAAAUUUAAUCAACGAAUUGGUAAGCUUAUGACUUAAUUCCAACCUUACUCUUCAAAUCUUUAGCUUCAUCUGAGAAUGUUAUAGAAACAAAUAAUAAACACUUACAUUUUCCCUCCUCUUUUGCCGUGUAUUCUGUGUGAAUUUUCCGUCUGUCAUGAAAUCUUCCUUCAACAAAAUGUAAUAAUUGAUAUGUCAAAUGUGAUAAAUAUUGUUAUUACAAUGAGAAGCAAUAAGACAACGCAAUUGAAAAUGAAACGAAAGAAUAAUUCAAAGCAAUACGCAAAUGCCCAGAUUGUUCACCAACUUUUUAUUCGAUAUUGCCUGCAUUUCUCACAUAGAAUCAUUCGUCUCGACUAAAAACGCCGAGUAUCAAAAGCAAUAACAAGUAGUCAGUAAGCCCUCCGUGGAUCACAUAAAAGUGUAUAGAAUGGAUCCCGGAGUAAAAAAAAGAAAACAAAGAGAACACAAUUGAGAAAUAAAUGAUAAGCAAUUACUAUAUUAGCAAUGAAGGUGAAGGAGAUGCAGAAUAUGUAUUUUAAGGCAUAUAUUUACCAUUUAUGCUCCUCAUUGCCCCUUAAAUGAUGACAUUCGACCCUUUUUGACAAUUCUCUCACAUCAAUUAAUAUUUAGGCAAUUUAGGUGUUAGGUACACACACUUCCAGUUUACAAAGGAAAAGGAAAACCGUAGUUGGAAAACAAUGAAUUAUUAAGAAAUAUUUAUUACAUAUUUAUUGUAAUAUUUAGAUAAAGAAAUUAUAAUGUCUUGUAUAAAGAAGAAAAUUCUGAGAUGAAAAAUGCACUGUAAAUAUGAGAAAUCAGAUAGAAAAUUGGAACCGAAGCUCUAAAGUUGUAACUAAGUAAAAUUAUAUAAAAUAAAAAAGCAAUGAAAUGGUGAAAAGGGUUGUUAAAUACCGUCUUUUAGGCUGCCGAGGCGUGCUGACUACGAAAUAUUAUUCGAAAGAAGAGUUGAGAUUGAGUAGAAAAGAGAUUGCAAAAUGCUUAGAAAUCCUGAUAAAGAGACGCGCCGUCAUUCUCCUCUUUGCUGUAACUCCUCAUUCAAUUAUCUCUAAACUAAAUAAACUUUUGAAAAGUAAUCUAAUAAACUCUAUGGUGAAGGAUGGAAUUCUUAGUAAAGUCUCAUAUAUUUUAUGAACAAUAUAUCUUAAACUAUUGAUAGACAUUUCCCUUGAAAAACUUUCAAAGAGACAUGCAGGAAGGAGAGUAAAGUGGAAAAUCAAAGAGUAAACUUUCUCCCUUAUUGCCCAAGCAUGAAAUAAAGUAGGAAGAGAGAAGAAUCAACCUGCAAUUGCAUUCCAAUUACUCAAUAGUGCAUCCCAAAGAAGUAAAGAAGAUGAUGAAAAAUAUUGUAAACUCUUAUAUACUGUAUAGAACUAUUUAUUCUUAAAAUAUACAACUUUUGAAAAGAGUAUGAUGAAGUUUUACCUUUAGAAAUGAUGCGUAUUUUAAAUGAAUUCUCUAUCUGACGAAGUGUAAAGCUAUACACACAACUUAUUAUCUAUCGAAGAUGAUUGACCGACACGCACUUCAAGGUUUGGUUGGCUAGGUUUGAUGUCUCUGGUUUAUUUAUCCCUGAAGAUAUCUAUCAAUUUCUCACAAAAAUAGCAUGCAUGAUGAAAUAAAAGGAUAAAUGGAAUAAAAAGAUUAAACCGAAUUAGCUUUAAUAUUAUAAUCGAAUUUUUAUUACUCAUAUUUUAUUUAUUUUUAAUCAUUUUAUCAACAAUUAAUUCACCAUCAGAUUUUAUGUGAAUUGAAUGAGAAAACCAAAUAUUUACUUAUAAACAAUUAAACUAAUACAAUUAUAUACCAAUUGCAUUAUAAUUAAAAUAUAUAUAUAUAUAUAUUAAAUAUAAAAUAUUUGAAGAGAAUGAUGAAAAUAAGAGUAUAUAUAUUGAAAUAUAUAAGAGAAUGCGACGCGAUGGAGAAAUGCAACAAAAUUUUAUGUAGAAUUUUUAGAGAAAAAAGUUUAACUAAAGAAACAAAAUGAGUGAAGAAAAUACACAGAUGAAAGAUAUUUAGAAUGGUCAUAUUCACAUUCAAUAUUUAUAAAUUAUUGACUUGAAAGUAAAUCGAAUAAAGAAAAAAAAUAUUAACUAUUAUUAUCUACCCACGAAUAUUAAAAAGAAAACAAGUCAAAUGAAAGUUAAUUACUGAAAAAAAAGAAUUAAUUCUUUACAUUAUUGACCACAUAUAAAAAGAAGAAGAAAAAGAACAUGAAAAAGGUGAAAA
Molecule: messenger RNA, 9105 nt
Organism: Phlebotomus argentipes
Lineage: Eukaryota; Metazoa; Arthropoda; Insecta; Diptera; Psychodidae
Product: zinc finger protein SNAI3
Exons: 2
Coding region: 822-2240 (472 amino acids)
Biological process (GO): regulation of transcription by RNA polymerase II
Molecular function (GO): DNA-binding transcription factor activity; RNA polymerase II cis-regulatory region sequence-specific DNA binding
Source: RefSeq, a predicted model, not a curated record